AUGACUGACGCUAGAUUAAGCAAAGAAGCAUACAGCCAAGUAUCUCGACUAAAAUUAUUGAAUGCAACUAGCUCAGAUCCCAAGUUUGUACUUGAGAAAUCACAAUUUGAUGCGCAAGAUAAUGAAACAGAAGCAACUGCUUCAUCGAUUCAACCAGAUAUGCUUAUUAUUGGACGAAUAUUUCCAGAUUCAGAAGUAUUCAAAGAAGGCGCAUUUAAAAUUGAAAUAAAAUUAAAAGUAGGGUAUCCAUUUGAACCACCUGAAGUACGUUUUCUUACUCCAAUUUAUCAUCCAAAUGUUGACAAAGAUGGUACAUUUUCUCAUGAGUUAUUAAAUAAACAUGCUAAAUACAAGUCUAUAAUUACUUUGCAUGAAAUUGUGAAAGCUGUGAUUGAACGUAUUGAUAAACCAGAUCUUCUGUGUCCACUUCGCGCUGAGGUUGCUCGUGAAUAUGCCCAGAAUCGAUCUGAUUUUGAUCUUAUAGCACUGGAGAAUGUCAAUAAACAUGCUUUACCACGUCGCUAA
This is a messenger RNA of Rotaria sp. Silwood2, 525 nucleotides long. The record is from the annotation of a GenBank genome assembly. Lineage: Eukaryota; Metazoa; Rotifera; Eurotatoria; Philodinida; Philodinidae.